Messenger RNA from Erigeron canadensis, 963 nucleotides. RefSeq lists its product as uncharacterized. Lineage: Eukaryota; Viridiplantae; Streptophyta; Magnoliopsida; Asterales; Asteraceae. Bases 1 to 963 code for a protein of 320 amino acids. The transcript has 2 exons. The record is from RefSeq and is a predicted model, not a curated record.
AUGGAUACAUAUCCUUCUGAUUCGUACAAGAAAAGAACCGACUUUGUAUCCGGUUUUCUUGUACAAGACCCGACGAACAAUGGUGAACACUACAUACACGAAUUUGUACCCUCACCUCAUUCAACCACCAUUGAUCUGAAGUUUUUGCCCCAUAGAGCUCGUAUCGUGGCAACAAACGAGCAAGGUUUAGCCGUGUUUGAGGCUCCUCAUUCUCGAUUUCAUAGGACGGUUUUGUACCAUGUUUGUAAACUUACAACUAAGCAGGUUUUGGCUCUGCCGAAUCCAAAAACAAGGAUGUUUCAGACCGCUAUGGUUGCAGUCGUCACCAUAGGAUCGAACCCAUUGCAUUACAAGAUUCUGAGAUUGUCCGAAACAAGUUUUACGACUUCCGAAAAGCCUGUAAGACUCCCCUUCACAUAUAACUGUGAGAUCUUUGAUUCAAAGGAAUGGGAAUGGAAAGUGUUAGCUCCACUAGCGUUACCUUACGGCGUCACUCCUGCUAAUACAGAACCCAUCACCACAAGUAGUGGAUCCAUUUAUAUGCUAUUAACGAACGGUGACAUCUUGAAAUUUGAUGCAAAUUCAGGAAAACAGACAACGUUAUCCCCUCCCCCCGAUUAUCAGCCUGAUGAUGAUCACACGAGGCUUGUAAAGUGUGAAGGAAAACUUGGGUUGGCUUUUCGGACGCCAAAUGAUAGUUGGGAGAUUUGGGUCCAUACUAAUGAUGGAUCAUGGAUGAAACUAUGUUCUCUAGAUCUGAAUCGAAUUACUAAAAGGGCCCAGUCGUCGUUGGUGAGCUUUUAUGAUUCCGAUACAUUCAUCAUAUCAAAGGAUUAUGACAAACUUGCAUUUUACAAGUUUACAAGGGAUAUGGACCAAGAGAUCAAACUGAGCAAGAUCCUUACUGGUCAGAUUUUCAGCUUACACUCCGAUUUUGAGACGGUUAAUUUGAAGGAUCGUUGA